Messenger RNA from Teleopsis dalmanni, 2286 nucleotides. RefSeq lists its product as uncharacterized. The record is from RefSeq and is a predicted model, not a curated record. Lineage: Eukaryota; Metazoa; Arthropoda; Insecta; Diptera; Diopsidae. The coding region runs from base 58 to 2286 and encodes 742 amino acids. The transcript has 7 exons. Gene Ontology annotation, cellular component: cell periphery.
AUCAAUAUAUAUAAAUAUUUAUGGGAGCAUAUAAGAAAAUAUUUUUAUUAUAAAAUAAUGAGGUCUUCGAGCAAUGGCGCCAUAGAAAUUUUUUUACUCAUGUUGCUACAAUUUCACAAAUGUCGAGGUGUGACUCUACAGAUCCAUCAGUUAAUGCCUUCGAGUUCUUUUUUUGCUUUAAGUGCCGAUUUAUGUAUUCAAAUUCAAUAUAUUAAAGCGACGAACGACAGUAUUAUAAAUAAUAAAGCAAUAUUAUUGCCAACAAUAACAUGUAACAAUAAUACAAGCGAAGAAAUUAUUUUAAAUUCAAAACAGAAGAGCAAGGAAAGUGUUAUGGAAAAUGUAAAUAAAGAAGCAACAAAUACUUUGGUUGUCAGUAAAUAUUUUAAUCCACAAUUUGAAGAAUUUAAAAAUGCAAAUUUUAUUAAUUCUAAAAAUUACGAAUUAUUUAAACAGCGAAAUGACAUGGAAAUAGUGAAGAAUAUGCAUUUUUUUUCUAAUUAUAUCAAUCUAACUCAAAUAACUGUGCCAUGUCAAAUAUUUCUAAUGGCUGGAUUAUACGAAAUCAAAAUAGUUCUUGGCUCGAGUAAGAUCGAUAUCUCAUUAGAAAGUUCUUCUAAUAAAACAGAGGAAGUAGAAUCCAUUAAGUCAAAUACAUUUCAACCGAUAAGAGAGCAAAUAUUAAUGCAAAUUAUAAAUGUACAAUGGCCGCGAGUUGAAAUGAUUGUGAGUCCAAUUCGAUUAAAGACUUAUCCUGAAAACCCUGUUAGUGUAAUACUAAAAUUUAUUGACCUGAACUGCAACCAGGCAUUGGAAAAUGAAAAAUUGCCGGAGUUUUGGUUAGAACUCGUUUAUUGUGGUAGAAAUUCUUCAUGCUCUCAGAUGAAACUGCAAAAUAUAUCGAAAACAAAUAUAUUGUAUGAAGAACAAGUUCAUGGAUAUCCGAAAUUAAAAUCUUUAACUCUUGAUUGUUCUCUUUUCGGGUUAGCUGGCAAUUAUGUGUUACAGCUAAGACCCAUGGCUAGUGCAUAUGAUAUAUCAAUUGUACGUCGGUUUAUUACUGUUGAGUGGAGUGACAAAUUUGUUUUUAAUGUGCAUACAAGCAGUAUAUUUCCAUGUGAUCCGCAUAUAGGUAUUGGAGUUCUAUAUCAAUAUCCACGCUGUAUAUUAGAUCAAGGUGAUCGCGUACGUUUAUUUGCCAAACUGCGUGCCGAUGUGGUGUCAUUGAAACCACCAACAUCGUUACAUUACAUUUAUGAGAAAAGGGUUGUUAAAGGGCAACAUGCAAUAUACUUUAGCUGCGACUUAUUUACGGAGAAAUAUAUAGAAUAUUGCUUUAAAUAUGUGACGCAAUCCAUAUCUGGAGCUGUUGCUGAUGUACGUGUAGACUGUGUAUCAACAUUACCAGUGAAAGAUUCUGAUACUGGUGGUUGGGGUCCAUGGAGUGAUUGGACGCCGUGCUCAACUAAUUGCUUUGGGGGAACACGCAAUCGUUAUCGGUUUUGCGACUCACCGCCUCCACGUUAUGGUGCAAAGUUUUGUGAAGGUACUUCUGUUCAAACAGAAACUUGCAAUAAUAAUACCUCACAAACUUGGAAUUGCAUAUAUGAAGGUGGUAUUGAACUGAAUGCAAUAAAACUUACACAAAAUUUACAAGAAACUGGAUUAAAAUGCCGAUGUGGUUGCAUUAUUCAUCUCACUUCAUCAAAACAAAGCCGUAUAAUAACUGCAACAACUCAGACUUGUCCAGGAAAAUCAUUUUGGUUAAUUCAGAUUCCUCAAUUUACAGAAAAACCACAAGGCCAAAAGUUAUUUCUCACAAUAAAAUUGACAAAUGCACUCAACAAUCAUAGAAAUUUAAAAAUACAGCACUAUUUAGAGAAUAUUGGACCUAAUAAAGAAAACAAUUAUACUUUGUGGAAAGCAUCCAUAAAAACAAAAAUACCUAUUCAAAAUGAUCCUCCCAUCCAAAAACUAGACGGAUCAUGGGUUAAAAGUGAUGAAGAAAAGAGAUCUGUUCUAGUUAAUCACUUAAAAACAGUAUUUCAAUUAAAUCCAGAAGUCGUCAACUUCCACACUGGAGUUCAUUUUCCAGUAAAGGUGAAAGCUCCAAUUAAACUAAGUAUUUAUGAAGUAAAAGAAGCAAUUCAAACAAAUUCAAAUCCUAAGAAGGCACCAGGUCUUGAUCAUAUUACAGCAUUCUUGCUACAGGCUAUUAUCCAAAGCAAUGGAGAGUUUCAAAACCAGGAAAGGACCCAACUCUGGCUACCUCUAACAGACCGAUAA